Messenger RNA from Durio zibethinus, 1401 nucleotides. The record is from RefSeq and is a predicted model, not a curated record. Lineage: Eukaryota; Viridiplantae; Streptophyta; Magnoliopsida; Malvales; Malvaceae.
AUGAACUCGGCUGCAGGCAACCCAGAGCAGAAGAAGGCCACCUUAUCGCAUUAUCAACGAGCACUGGUAACGAGUCCCCUGGUAAAAAUAGAAAAGGCUACGACACCUACGCCGUCGUCCAGGCAAUAUUGCCGUAGAUUUAAUGAUUGUUUCUGUAUGGGGUCGGCUGCCGCUACGAGCCCACAGCUGCAGCAGCAAGAAAGAAAGCAACAACGUUUGCAGCUGUCGACCUCCAAAUUAGAGCAGCAGGUGACAGACCUUGAAAAGGAAGUCCAGAAACAGAAAGAAAUUCUGACCAUGUACAAAAUGAGAACGGAGAGAACACAAGAUAAUUUAAGGUACUGUCUUCAAAUAGCUCAGGAGAAUGGAUUCUUGGACCUUAUAACUAACAACAAAUCUCCCAUUUCUCCCGAUGUUGUCAAUGUUGGUGCCAGUCCUCAAGUGCCUGCCUCAGUUUCUCAGCAAUCGGAUCUAGGCAAAAUCAUCAGCCAAGCCAAGAUGAAUGGAUGGUACAUUGACCCUGUCGAGAUUGAAUUGCAAGAACUGAUAGGCCAAGGAAGCACUGCAGACAUUUACAGAGGAAUUUGGAGAGGCGUUGAUGUUGCGGUGAAGUGUAUAUACCCCGAUUUCUUCCACAAAAAUGAGAAAGGUGUUACAUUUUUUGCUCAAGAAGUUGAAACAUUAUCUAGGCAGAGACAUCGCUUUAUACUCCAGCUAAUGGGUGCAUGCCUCAACCCACCUACGCAAGGGUGGGUGGUGACUGAGUUCUUGAGCAUGACACUCAAGGAUUGGUUACAUGGGCCUGGAAAUAACAGGGGAAAAGAGAGGGUGACACCACUUCCACCAUUUGAAGAGAGAUUGACUAGAGCGGUGGAGAUUGCACAAGCAAUGCAAUAUCUCCAUGAGCAAAAACCAAAAGUUGUUCAUCGUGAUUUGAAGCCUAGCAACAUUUUCCUGGACGAUGCCAAGCAUGUCAGAGUGGCAGAUUUUGGUCAUGCUCGGUUUUUAGGUGAUGAAGAGAUGGCACUUACUGGCGAAACAGGCAAGGAUUUCUUUUCCUUUCCCUCCCAACUGAGAACUUAUGUUUACAUGGCCCCAGAGGUUAUCAGAUAUGAGCCUUAUAAUGAAAAGUGCGAUGUCUACAGCUUUGGAAUCAUUCUCAAUGAACUAAUCACCGGCAAUUAUCCCUAUGUUGAGACGAAUUAUGGACCAGCCAAGAUUGCUAUGGAGGUUGCAGAAGGAAAGCUAAGGCCAGCGCUUCCAGAAGACAAUGGCGAAUUAGGGAAGCUGAUUGACCUUAUUUGCCAGUCAUGGGAUGGUGAUGCUUCUGUUAGACCAAGCUUUGCAAAUAUCACAUCUACUCUGCAAACGAUCCAAAACAGAAUCAAAGAAAACUGCUGA